AUGAGUUUAACAAUAUCAGAAGGCGACGACACAAUUGAGUGUGUUAGACACGAUCCAGGCGACGAAUCGAUCGACGGAACGAAUGGUGGUGAUGGUGGUUGUGGUGAUAGUGAGCACGGUGGACAGAGCACUCAAUUAUCAGAAGGAGGAGGGAAUAGUAGUGGAUCAACGAACAGUGUCACCAGCAGUGGAAAAGAGAAUCCCGAGGAGGAGUACAUCCGUAACCACCUGAAACACUACACAUGGUAUCACGGAAUGAUGUUUGGCAACAUUGCGGCCUCAUUGCUGAGAUACGAUAAUUCGUAUCUGGUGAGGCGAGCGUGCACCCGGGACGAGAAGUUUCUGUGCAUUUCGCUGAGGACGGGCGGCAAGAAGGCUCCGAAAAUUUAUCAUUACACAUUGAGUUGGACGACAGACGACGGAUGGACGUGUCCGAAGCUGUUCGAUAAGUUCCCCCAAAUUCCGCGUCAACGAUAUGAGCACAUCGUCGAAAUCAUCAACAACUGGUCCCAUCGAUUUCCCAACAUCGUGCCGAUCGCCCGUCGUUCGAUGGUCGUCCUCCACGAGUCGAUCAAUCUCGAGAGGUUUUUGGGUCGUGGAGCAUUUGGCGAGGUGUUUAAAGCGAAAUUCACUGCGGCGGGAGCCACACAACCAAUCGAGGUGGCCGUCAAACGGACUGCCGGAGACGCGAAACGUUCGGCGAUUCAGGAAUUCUGUCAUGAGGCGAGCAUUCAGGCGGUGCUGCAACACGAGAAUGUGGUGGCGUUUCAUGGAAUCGCAUCGUUGGAGGAACCGAUUAUGGUUGUGAUGGAGUUGGUGACUGGCGGCGAUUUGGAGAAAUACCUCCAAAAGACACCGAAUGUCUCAAAAGAGCAACUUAUCUACUUUGCUCUGAAUAUCGCGUGUGGAAUGCGCCAUUUGGCAAGGAAAAACGUGAUUCAUCGAGAUCUGGCGGCAAGAAAUUGUCUGAUAACGAAGGAUUUAAAAGUGAAAAUCUCGGAUUUCGGAAUGUCGAGAAGGCUGAGUAAGGGGGUCCCAGACUUUAUCGAGAAGAAAAUAAAACAAGCUCCAAUCCGAUGGAUGGCUCCAGAAUCCCUACUGAAAGGCGUCUUCAACGAGAAGACCGACGUUUGGUCGUAUGGAGUUGUAGUCGCCGAGAUGAUGACUCGUUGUGCUCACAAACCAUUGUAUGGAUUCAAUAAGAAAGAAGCACAAGACCAUAUCAAGAACAACCCGUUCCCGCAUCGAGUGACCGCCGAGAAGGGCGAUCCGAAAGAGUUGGCGCCGAUUGUGGAUGCGUGUUGUUGUCAGAACAUUGAAGAGCGCCUCGACUUCCAAAAAGUCAAACAACGUGUUCACGCAAUUUAUAUGCAAUGUUUGAAUCCAGGGACAACAAUCACAACUACGACGACACUUCCCACGAUGUCACCGGGUCCGGCGCCGUUGGAAAUGAAAAAAUCCGAGGACCGUCAACGAAACACCACCUUAGGGCGAAAAAAAUCGCGGGAUGGUCGCUCGAAAACUCGUUCGUCGAAACGGAAAUUCCUCUCGUUCCGUCGCCGUCAGAAAGAGCUUCAACUGCCGACAGGAAUGACGGCAACAACACCAGGCAAACCAUCACCAUCACCACAAGAAUCACCUGCUGCUGCACCUACAGUACUCCCCACCACCACGGGGUCAUCUGCCCUCCCCACGACGACAACGACUACAACCGAUAUCCCGAUGCCACCCCCGGAGACUCCGCCCACUCCAUCCGUUACAGUGCCAUCGACUCAAUUACAGUCUCCAACGUCAAAGUAG
This is a messenger RNA of Caenorhabditis remanei, 1800 nucleotides long. RefSeq lists its product as uncharacterized. Gene Ontology annotation, biological process: protein phosphorylation. Gene Ontology annotation, molecular function: protein tyrosine kinase activity; ATP binding. Lineage: Eukaryota; Metazoa; Nematoda; Chromadorea; Rhabditida; Rhabditidae. The transcript has 8 exons. Bases 1 to 1800 code for a protein of 599 amino acids. The record is from RefSeq and is a predicted model, not a curated record.